AUGUCUGGAGGUGGUGGAAUGAAUCAGUGCUAUGCCUCCUGUCCUGCGUCCACUGUGAUGAUACAGCCGUCGCCGUUCGUGCUAAACAUUCCAGGCCCAGCAAUCUACUGCCCUGACCAAGCCUUUGGCAUUGAACAAUACAAUCCUUGUGCGGGCUAUGGUGGCGGCUAUGGCGGCAUGGGAGGCAGUGGAGGAGGUGGAGGUGGCCCUUUGAGUAUUGGUGGAGGUUCGGGAGGUGGUGGAGGUUUUGGUGGUGGAAGUAUGGGUGGAGGGGGUUAUGGGGGUGGUAGAGGGCGUUUGGGGGGUGGUGGUUUGGGUGGUGGAGGAAGAGGAUUUGGUGGUGGCAGACUCGGUGGUGGUGGUGGUGGAGGAGGUAUGGGUGGCGGCAGUUUAGGUGGUGGCAGAGGAGGUAUGGGUGGUGGCGGAGGAAGUAUGGGUGGCGGCAGUUUAGGUGGUGGCGGAGGAGGUAUGGGUGGCGGCAGUUUAGGUGGUGGCGGAGGAGGUAUGGGUGGCGGGAGUUUAGGUGGUGGUGGAGGAGGUAUGGGUGGCGGCAGUUCAGGUGGUGGUGGAGGAGGUUUAGGAGGUGGCAGCAGUUCAGGAGGCCGUCGUGGCAGUGGCGGCAGCUUGAGUGGUGGUGGAUUGGGAGGUGGUUCAGGUGGUAGUCUUGGUGGAGGUGGCAUGGGUGGUGGGUCGGGAGGCGGUUUUGGUGGUGGUGGUUCUGGCAGAAGAGGCUCAGGAGGCCGUCGUGGCAGUGGUGGCAGUGGUGGCAGCUUGAGUGGUAGUGGCAAUUUGGGAGGUGGCAGUGGAAUGGGAGGUGGUUCUGGUGGUAGUCUUGGUGGAGGUGGCAUGGGUGGUGGAUCAGGAGGCAGUUUGGGUGGUGGUGGUGGUGGUUAUGGCAGAGGAGGCUCAGGGAGUGGCUUAGGAGGUGGUUUCAGUGGUGGUAGUUUGGGAGGUGGUGGAAGUAGAUAUGGUGGUGGCGGAUCCAGGGGUGGCGGAUAUGGUAGUGGUGGUUAUGGGGGAGGCGGAUAUGGUAGUGGUGGAUCCGGGGGUGGCGGAUAUGGUAGUGGCGGGUAUGGCAGCUAUGGAUAUGGUAGUGGCGGAUACGGGGGAGGCGGAUAUGGUAGUGGCGGAUAUGGGGGUGGCGGAUAUGGAAGUGGCGGGUAUGGCAGCUAUGGAUAUGGUAGUGGCGGAUCUGGGGGUGGCGGAUAUGGUAGUGGCGGAUCUGGGGGUGGCAGAUAUGGAAGUGGCGGGUAUGGCAACUGUGGAUAUGGAGGUGGCAGUUAUGGUGGUGGCGGAUACAGUAGUGGCAGGACAGUCAGAUACUCCAGUGGCGGUAGUAGCAGAUAUGGUCGCCGAAGUUACUAUGGUGGAGGCGCAACCAGCUUUGAUACUCAACUUGCAUUGCUGCCAAGUGCUUCGUCUGCUGCCUACUACUACUAUUGA
This is a messenger RNA of Hemicordylus capensis (graceful crag lizard), 1443 nucleotides long. RefSeq lists its product as uncharacterized. The transcript has a single exon. Gene Ontology annotation, molecular function: structural constituent of cytoskeleton. The coding region runs from base 1 to 1443 and encodes 480 amino acids. NCBI's taxonomy places the organism in Eukaryota, Metazoa, Chordata, Lepidosauria, Squamata, Cordylidae. Gene Ontology annotation, cellular component: intermediate filament. The record is from RefSeq and is a predicted model, not a curated record.